This is a messenger RNA of Mercenaria mercenaria, 4205 nucleotides long. Its product is annotated as protein dachsous-like. The annotation marks the transcript as partial. Gene Ontology annotation, biological process: homophilic cell-cell adhesion. The transcript has 22 exons. Gene Ontology annotation, cellular component: plasma membrane. Gene Ontology annotation, molecular function: calcium ion binding. Lineage: Eukaryota; Metazoa; Mollusca; Bivalvia; Venerida; Veneridae. The record is from RefSeq and is a predicted model, not a curated record.
GGAGAAAAUGCUUACAUAGUAAUAUCCUUGGAAAACAAAGAUGGUUCAACUUGUGAAAACUUUACAGCUUCACCAACUGAAAUACAAGGAAGUGGACGAGUUAUGAUCCUCGUCCAUAACUCCGAUUUGUUGGAUUAUGAGAAACUGCGGAAUACAACAAUUUUGGUGUUUGCUACUGGAAAAAAAUCAAAUUUUUCCGAUAAUGCGACAAUAUAUAUUGAUAUCACGGAUAAGAAUGACAAUGCUCCAAAGUUCAACAGCUCUGGCUUUGAACUAUCCGUCAGCGAGAACGCAGAAAAUGGAACUUAUGUAAAUCGGAUCACGGGGACAGACGCAGACUCCUCGCCAGAUUUUAAAAUAAAAACGUACUCAAUUUCAGGAGGCAGUAACCGAUUCAAAGUUGACAGUAAUGGAAUAAUCACAACAAAUUGUAUUGAUUGCAAAGUGGAGCUAGACACAGAAAAACAAGCAGACUAUUACAUGACUCUUUUCGCCAAAGAUGGGGGUGGAAGUAAAAGUUCCGUUGUUCUUCACGUGACACUUACCGAUAUGAAUGAUAAUUCUCCGAAAUUUUCUAGACCAAUCUACACUUCAUUUAUUGAAGAAAAUGUUAUGAAAGAUAUAAUCAAACUAGAGGCCAGUGACCGGGACCAACAAAAUAAUAGCAACAGUGAAUUUACAUUUUCAAUUGUUAACACAACAGAACAUGGGGACUUUGCAAGUCUAAAUUUAACAUUAAACGUGACAAGUGGAGACAUUGGUCUUGCAACACCGAUAGACUACGAGGAUUUACACAACACAGAAGGAAACGUGAAUAUCACAGUGGAAGUAACAGAUAAGGGACAGAAAUCGCUUUCAACUACAGCAGUUGUGCAACUAUCAGUGCAGGAUAAGAAUGACAAUCAGCCCUAUUUUAAUUCAACAAUGUAUGAAGCGAAAAUAGGAGAAAAUGAGACGUCAACUUUAGAAAAUAAAACAUUGGUAACACAAGUGUUUGCACAUGAUAAUGACGUAACGAAACAAAACAAGGAUAUUAACUACUUCAAAACUGGCGGCUCUGACAAGUUUACAGUUGAUGCAUCAUCUGGGAAAAUCUAUAUUCAAAUUGAUUCAAAACUUGAUAGAGAAACGGAACCUAGGUACAAUCUGUUAAUCAUUGCUAUGGAUCAAGGAUCUCCACCGAAAUCCGGCAGUACCACAGUGACGAUAAACGUAACUGAUGUUAAUGACGAAAAACCAACGUUUGGAGACAAUCCCCAAUACAAAACAUCUGUAACAGAGAACAUCACUGAACAUGGUCAUAUUGUCUACACUUGCAACGCCUCUGAUCGGGAUUCGGAUAAUAAACUUUUCUACAGUAUCAUUAAGAUCACAGCCGAAAAUGAAAAUGGAAAACCAGUGGCAAAUGCAUCCGUUAAGGAUUAUUUUGCUAUUCAUUCUGACAAUGGAAGUGUGUAUGUAAAUGCUGUACUUGAUCGGGAGACUGCACAAACCAUAACGUUGACAAUUCAAGUAAACGACACGAAUGCUUUCCUGAAUAUACCUCAAACUGAUACAGCAACACUGACAAUUACUCUUAAAGACAUCAAUGAUAACAGUCCUGUUUUUGAGCACAACAAAUAUACCGUAAGUGUGCGAGAAGACGCCAAUGAUGGAAGUCCGCUUGUCACAAUCCAUGCUACAGACAAGGACAUUAACCGAACAAUCAUAUACACAUUAGCGAACGGACCUAGCCCAAUUACUUCCUUCAGCAUAGAUAAUAAAACAGGCUUACUUACAAAAACAGGAGAACUUGACCGAGAAACACAUAACAGCGUUUUGUUACAUGUCAUUGCAACAGACAAUGGAGUGCCACCAUUAAAUUCAACUGUUAUAGUGCAUGUUGAGAUACUUGACUUCAAUGAUAAUCCACCUGUAAUUGAAAAUAUAGCAAACGCCAAUAACAUGCAUAUAAAAGAAAAUGCACCGUCUGGAGAGGAACUUGUAGAUGUAAAUGCUAAAGAUGCAGACGAAGGGCCAAACCAAAAUAUCACAUUUUUCAUGGAUCACAAUGAACAUUUUGCCAUAGACAAAUUUACGGGUAUUAUUUCUGUAACUAAUAGUACAGAUCAUGAGAAAACGCCGGAGAUAAAUCUUCGCAUAACUGCAAAGGACAAUCCACUGAACGAGAAGGUGCAAAAAAGCAGUUUCAUCACUUUGAGGGUUUUUAUUGACGACGAGAAUGACAACAGCCCAACAUUUGUUAAAGAUGAGUACUCUGCAAGCGUGGCGGAAGACAAGGCUGUCGAAUCAGUUGUAAUUCAAGUCACAGCAAAAGAUGCAGAUGAAAAAGAUACAAACAAUUCAAAAAUUAAUUACGAGGUAGUGGACACACUUAACGGCAAAUUUUCUAUCGACCAAAAUACCGGAGAAAUAAAAAUCAAUUCUUCGCUGAUCGACUUAGUAGGCAGUUAUCAAUUACAAAUCAUGGCCUUUGACCAAGGUAAUCCUCAACUGAAUGGAACGACAUUUGUUAACAUAAAUGUGACGGACAAAAAUAGACACGCUCCUGAAAUUGAAAAUUACUUGACUGAAGGAAAUGAAUUGAAAGUUUAUGAGUGUGCUGUUAAGGGUUCCGUGAUACAUACAUUCAGUUACACAGAUAAAGACCACGGUAUGAAUGCCGAAGCAACCUUCAACAUUAGUGUACUUCAAGACAACGUAACUGGAGUUUUCAGUUUGACCCCUACUGGAGAGCUGAAAGUAGCGGGAAAGUUAGAUGUCAAUAAGAAAGCAAAGUAUCAGUUUGGUAUUGUUGCCACCGACAAGGGAAAUCCGUCAUUAACUUCCGACAUGAUGAAAAUUUCAAUAGUUCUUAUUGAUGUUAAUGACCAUUUGCCGUCGUUUAAGCUGCCUAACGUUAGAUGGUCAAUACAGGAAAACACGACGUAUAAAGAUUACAUUGGUACAGUGACUGCAGUUGAUGAAGACAAGGAUUCUGAACCUUGUUAUAAUAUCACAAGUUCCAAAUGGGAAGACAGUUUCCGUGUCAACAAAAGCAAUGGGCACAUUUUCAGUGUAAAGCAACUUGAUCGCGAACUUACGUCAUUUGUUUCAUUUAAUGUGACCGUUAAGGACUGUUCCAUCUCAAAGAACGUUUCCGAAGCCUGUAAUAAAACGUCUACCAGUGAAAUUGAAAAGAUGAAACAACAGACAAAUGACACUAUUGAAGUAACUAUUGAUGUACGCGACACUGACGAUAGCCCCCCAAUUUUUAAACAGAAAAAAAUAGCUACUGGAAUGCGUAGAAACACACAGGCAGAUGCAGAACUCGGGCUCAAGUUGCGAAACGAGUCCUACAUUAGUGACGCGGACACUCCUCAGAAUGGCUACCUGUCCUGGACAUUUUCGAACGAAGGAAAUAUAACUGUCAGCUCGGAACUACAGAGCAAGAUCAAGCCAAACAGCGGCUUGAAGCCGUGUGGUGAUGGUAUAAAUCAUAUCUUUUGUGUAACGAUAAAUGGAACAAUCAAGAAUAACAAAUUAUUCAGUGAAGAUCUGUCUGGAUUUUUCAUUCUUACUGUAAAGGUUGCUGACAAAGGCGGUUAUGACACGGCUGAUAUUACGAUUUACUUGAUCAGUGACUCUCAAAUUAUCACAAUGACCAUCUUAAAAGACAAAGAAACAGUUUCAUCGUUUAAGGAUGACCUUUUAAGCAAAUUAAGUGAAAUCCUAGGGUAUUCCGCUGUGUUUGACAGUCUUCAGGAUCAUUAUGAAAAUGGUGUACUAAACAUUCAAAGUUCUGAAUUGAAAUUUCACGUUGUUGAAAAAGAAUCCCAGGCAGUUCUGUCGGGCAAAAAGGCCAUAGAAUUGUUCGACACACAUGCAAACAACGGAGAGAUGCUUGAACUACAAAACAAUUACAAUGUUAUGAGAGUGUCUCAACAAGCCGCUACAGAAGAUGACGCAGAAGCAGGUUCUAAGAAGCUGACGUUUAUUUUGGUUGCAGUGUCUGUGGCAGAAGCACUCAUAAUCACGCUCAUUAUAUUUAUAGCUCUUUCUGCAAGGAAUAAGUUUAGAAGGAAACUUAAGGCAGCCAUUAUCAACACUUCAGGUAAUGAAUAAGAACUGAAAAAAAUGAGGAUGGGUAUAAAUUCUCACAGGCCUUUGAGGUUAAAAAGCAUGUGUGCGAAAAGUUUAAUGUUGAUAAAAUUUGCCAUUCCGUU